CUCACGAACAGAGCGAGCGUCAUCCUGGAGACACAGAUAAACCAGUGGCGUUGCCUUCGCUGCAGGAUGUGGCACGUCUGACAUUUGAGGCGUUGCAAACAGUCGCGCAAACAACAAGCAGAGGCCGACCUGGAAGCCCCGCUCGGCAGGAAGCCGUGGCGUCCGUGGCUCUGGCGGUGGGCCGGCAUGGAGCUGACCACGCUGUGCGUUAUCCUGGGUGGGUUCGAGCUGUUUCCUCUGGUUCUGGCAGUUUCUCUGAGGGUCCGGCCCAACAGGUCUCAGUUCUUCGUCCAUGAUGAGAUUUUUCUAGACUGCGAUCUGGAGGGAAACUCCUCAGACUGGAGAGUUAAGAGAAGAAGACAUGGCUCGGUAGAAGACCUCUGUACAUCCUCUGUUCCAAAAUGCUUUUUGGACACUCUCUACCCAGUGGACACUGGAGAUUACUGGUGCGAGUCUGAGGCCGGAGAGCUCAGCGACACUGUCAGCGUCAUCGUGACAGGUGGCGCUGUGAUCCUGGAGAGUCCUGCUCUUCCGGUGACAGAGGGGGAAACUGUGACGCUGAUCUGCAGGAGUCGGGAUCUUUCCUCUUCUUCCCCCAAUUCGUCCCGAUUCUCUUCAAACUUCUACAAGAACGACUUCCUGAUUGGAAGCAGCUCGACAGGAAACCUGAGCGUCCUCGGUGUGUCUCGGUCCGACGAAGGACUCUACAAGUGUAACAUCUCAGGGGUUGGAGAGUCCUCGCUCAGCCGACUGACGGUCAGAGCAGGGCGACCUGAGCCGACCACGGGCCCGCUCAUGACUCGCAUUCUGUUUCCUGUGUUUGGUGUCUGCCUGGCGAUCGUCGCACUGAUGCUGCUGCUCGCUCUAUCCAGGAGAUUCAAAGGUGGAGUUGAAGAAGCCGUUUCCUACACCGACGUCACCAUCACUCAGGAGGGCACAGCUCGGACACUGGCAGAUUUAGACUCGGAACCGACUUUCUACUCCACCCUGAACCUGGAGAGCCUCUGACGCAUCUCAGGGAUGUUUGGCCUGAAAGAAGACUUUAACAUCCUUUUCUGGAGGAGCUGUUUGUCUCUUCAGUGUCUUCAGAUCAGACUGAGUCUCUCUGGCUCUGCAGUGUCAUCGAUCUUCCACCAAACUAAAGCACUGGAGAAGAACCGGGACCACAGAGGGUGUUUUGUUGCUUUUAUUUUAAUCUUCAGGUGGUGAAAACUGCCAUAGUUCAAUAAUGUGUUCUUUAGAAAACAGACCUGAAUGUAAGAUGCAAACUUCACAUUUCAGCUAAAAACCACAACAAUAUAAAUGCCAAACUGUUUAUCGACAGAUGGACAAACUCACGGGAUUGCCCUGCACGCGCCUCAAAGUGUCUGAUCUCACACGCUUCGUGUUUUCCAUGAAAACCGAAACCAGAAGCAACGUGAUGAAACCAGAAGUGGAAUUAUUCAGAAAUUUUUUUAACCAAAACCACAAAUAAUCAUGAAAUACUGAAGCAAUCUACUUCUGAAUUUAAUUAUUUCUCUUCUUUUUUUUUUUUUUUUUUGGAACA
Molecule: messenger RNA, 1546 nt
Organism: Salarias fasciatus (jewelled blenny)
Lineage: Eukaryota; Metazoa; Chordata; Actinopteri; Blenniiformes; Blenniidae
Product: low affinity immunoglobulin gamma Fc region receptor II-b-like
Exons: 6
Coding region: 187-1008 (273 amino acids)
Biological process (GO): cell surface receptor signaling pathway; immune response
Cellular component (GO): external side of plasma membrane
Molecular function (GO): transmembrane signaling receptor activity
Source: RefSeq, a predicted model, not a curated record